ACCACGACGCCGUGUACGUUGCCGAAGAGGUCUACGGGCGCUACGUGUACCUGACCAAGAAGUCAGGGAAGGAACUCAACGAGCGCAACUUCUCGGCGGAGGAGCGCAGGCUUUUCGACCAAGCCAAGCGCGCAGAAAUCCAGGUUCUCCUGGACUCCGAGGCCAUCGAGCUGGUCAUGGAGCCGAAGGAGGUUGAGACUGCGGUAUAUGGCUUGGUGAACGCGCCGGCUGCAUGGCGCAAGCGAGUUCGCUCUCUGCUGGUGGACCUUGGUUACAAGGAGUGCUCUUUCGACCCCUGUCUUUAUGUAUUGGUUUACACCAAGACGGAGUGUGACGAGCUAGCAGAGCCCCUAGGUGCAGCAGGCUAUGUCCUCCUCGACGUAGACGAUUUCGCUCAAGGAGGCAACAGCCGUCACCAGGAAUUGAUGGAGCGACUCCGUACCCAACUUCGUUUUGGGAAGUGGCGUGAAGUGUUUCAAGGUUCGGGUGACUACAUCGGCAGGACAAUUUUUCAAGAUGCGAACUUUGAGAUCAGGGAAUUGGAGGAGCUCUGCUCUGGGUUGGCCGUGAAGGCAGGCCUGAUGUUGGAGCCGCGUGCCAACAAAGUUGUAGCCGAACUCAAGGCAACGCCGGAAGUUUGUGUGCGCAUCCUCCCGAUUCCGCUUGCAGACGGGAUGUGGAUGGCUGCCUGUGACGCCGCACUAGCCAACGCUGAAGAAAACAAGUCCCAGGGAGGUUUCCUUGUGAUGUUUGCCGAGAAGAAGAUCAUGAACGAAGAGAUUGCCAAGAUCUCGGUGAACAGCUGGAAGUCUCACAGACUUAAGCGUGUAGUCAAGGCAAGCAUGGGUGCCGAAGCCCUGGCUAUGGACGAUGCACUAGCUGAGCUAGAAUGGGUUCGUGCCAUGUACACCGAGGCGGUGAAGUACGACUACUGCCUCCACGACCUCGACCGCUACGGCAGCCAGGAGUCCGUGAUCACCAUCAGGCUCCCCGAGGGUGACGACCAGUCGAUCAUC
Symbiodinium necroappetens is the source of this 1016-nucleotide messenger RNA. NCBI's taxonomy places the organism in Eukaryota, Dinophyceae, Suessiales, Symbiodiniaceae. The record is from the annotation of a GenBank genome assembly.